AUGCGUUCUGGAGCUCUCGUCACCCUUCUCGCAGUCGCUGCUUCCGUUGUGACAGCCACUGAGCCCGACACUGUCACACAAACCGCCACCACAACUCACACUCUCACCGUCACUCGCUGCGGCUCUGCUGUCACCAACUGCCCUGCCAGCAAGACGUCCAUUGCCGUCACCUCAACCCCAGUCCAGACUUCUGUGGCUCCUCCAUCUGUGUCUAGCUCUACUUUCUACCCGGCUUCCAACACCACCGUUCCUGUUGUCCCAACGGGAACUACCCCCGGCCAGGGAACUACCACUGGACCCGUCGUCGUCCCGACCGCUGCCGCUAAUGGCCUCCAAGCCAAGACCGGUGCUGUUGCUGCUGUCGUUGCUGCCGUCAUCGCCAUGGCCUACUAA
This is a messenger RNA of Pochonia chlamydosporia 170, 393 nucleotides long. RefSeq lists its product as hypothetical. The transcript has a single exon. The record is from RefSeq and is a predicted model, not a curated record. The coding region runs from base 1 to 393 and encodes 130 amino acids. NCBI's taxonomy places the organism in Eukaryota, Fungi, Ascomycota, Sordariomycetes, Hypocreales, Clavicipitaceae.